GUGACCAGGCUCACACAGCUAGUAAUUAUCAGAGGUAGGAUUCAAACCCAGGACUUCCUGGCUCCAAAUUCUGCAGUUUCCACUGGACCAAGUUGCUUCUCAGGUGGUGACCUCCCUGUGAUAAUGAGGAAGAAAAUAGAGACCCAGACAUUUCCUAGGGCAGUGGCUUUCCAUAUAAGUCUGUUCUUCCUCCUUCAAGGGACACAGGGCAGUAACCACAAAGACGAGUUCAAGUUCUGUGGGGAAAGGAAUCAAACCCAUUCAAGCAUCCUGAACUACACUCGAGGCCAUUCUCACCACAUUGUCAUCGAGAACACAGAAAAUGCCCUAACAGUAAAGGCCCCGUUUCCUGCCAAAGAAGCCAGUCAGUCCUGGAAGUUCCCUAUGCCCCGGGGGCCAUAUCAUUUCUGCCUCUACUGGCUUCCAAAUGCUGAGAAGCUCCAACUCAUUUAUGGGAAGACGACUUAUGAGCUGAGUGACCAGGCCCGUGAAUUCCUAUGCUUCAGCCGUCUCGAGGUGGCUGAUCCCGUGCAGGGGCCCUUCCUGCUCAACCCUUCCUACAGCUCCUGGAGAAAACCACAGAACACCAGCCUUCUCAAUAGCCAUCGAUACACCUUCCACUUUCAUGACCCUCCUGGUGACGCCUCUUCCCACAAUGGGUCGGUUGACAUGUGUGACCUGAAACGGGAACUACAGUCACUAAGCAUGCUCUUGACUGGAAAGGUCGGCAGGAAGCUAUCACCUACCUCGGUCAGCCAGCACCUCCAGAGCUUAGAGUCAAAGUUGGUGGGUGUACACUUCAAAGGAGAUAAGGCUUCCUUCGAGGAGGACAGGAUCAAUGCUACUGUGUGGAAACUGAGGCCAGGAGUUAAGGAUCUGCACAUCCAUUCCAAAGUGAAGAUGGACCAGAGCACAGUGCAAGAGUACUCCGUGAAGUUGCCUAGUGCCCUCUUCGAGAAGGCCAAAGGCAGGAGAGGAGAGGCAGACAAGAGGCUCCUGCUCAUGGAUUUUAGCAGCCAGGCCCUAUUCCAGGAUAAAAACUCCAGCCAAGUCCUCGGGGGAAAAGUCCUAGGCAUUGUGGUACAGAAUACCAAGGUGUCCAACCUCCAGGAACCUGUGGUCCUUACCUUCUGGCACCAGCCACAGCCUAAGAAUGUGACCCUACAGUGUGUGUUCUGGGAGGAGAACUCUGAACCUGGAAGCCCAGGGAGUUGGAGUGAUUCUGGCUGCAAGACAAAGGUGGGGGAAAUCAACACAUCCUGCUUCUGCAACCAUCUGACUUACUUUGCCGUACUGAUGGCAUCUUCCGUGGAGAUUGAUGUCAUCCACAAGCACUAUCUCACUCUCCUUUCCUACGUUGGCUGCGUCAUCUCGGCCUUGGCUUGUGUCCUGACCAUUGCCAUCUACCUCUUCUCUCGGAGAAAGCAGAGAGAUUACACCAUCAAAGUCCACAUGAACCUCUUGCUCUCUAUCCUCUUCCUGGACCUGAGCUUUCUACUCAGUGAACCCAUGGCCCUCCUGGAGAAUGAGAUGGGUUGCCGGACCAGCGCCAUCUUUCUGCACUUCUCUCUGCUGGCCUGCCUCACUUGGAUGGCCAUUGAAGGCUAUAAUCUCUACCGGCUGGUUGUGGAAGUCUUCAGCACUUAUGUUCAUGGCUACCUGGUCAAGCUGUGCCUUGUGGGCUGGGGGCUUCCUAUCUUUUUGGUGACAGUGACAGCAUUGGUGGAUGGGGAGAAUUAUGGCUCUAUCAUCCUCACAGUCCAGAAGUCAUCUGAAGAUACCAUCUACCCUUCCAUGUGCUGGAUCAGGGACCCUAUUGUCAGCUACAUCAUGAACCUGGGCUACUUCUGCCUGGUGUUUCUGUUUAACACUGUGAUGCUGGGCACCAUGACAGUGCAGAUCCUGCGGUUGAACCAACAUGGCCAGAAGUGGCAGCAUGCCCUCACCCUGCUAGGUCUAAGCCUGGUUCUGGGCAUCCCUUGGGCUCUGGUCUUUUUUGCCUUCACCUCCGGCAUCUUCCAGUUGGUUGUGCUUUAUCUCUUCAGCAUCAUCACUUCCUUUCAAGGCUUCCUGAUAUUUCUCUGGUACUGGUCGAUGAAACUCCAGGCCAGGGGCCCUUCCCCUCUGAAGAGCACCUCGGACAGCGUCAAGUUACCCAUCAAUUCUGGGAGCUCCUCUGGCAGCCGCAUCUAGGCACUAAGAGGUUGUGCCUGCCCACUCCAGACAGAAGAGGAGAGGAGAAAACCAGUUUUCCCUUGUCCCUCUUUCCUCUUUCUCCCACCCCUCACAGCCCUUGGCUCAUGUGUGGACUUUCUCAGUCUGUCUGACUGGACUUCUUCUUCACAGUCUUGAUAAAUGUUCUGGGCUGUGGGCUCCAGUCUAGUGGAACAAAGCAGUAGUGGCGGGGGUGGGGCGGCUUUCUCUGGCCCCUGCUAUGAUGACUUUAAAGAAGAGGAGAGGUAUGUGAGGUGUCCUAAGGAAUGAAAUUCAUCUUGGUGUUGGGGUGAGGGAAGAGGUGUUAAUAGGCUUGAAUAGAGUAAUAGGAGAAGAGAAAUGGGACACUUUCUUGGCUCUGACAUUUGUCAGCUCUUCUGUCAUCCCACAAUGAGGCUAAAGCUUGAGACUGAGCUUCAGAUAUUCCAACUUAACCUUGGUUCAGCUUUAGCCUGGAGACUACAUAAAGAACAUCCCCUGGUCCAUUCUCAGGAGGAACCAAAACAUUGGUUCUAUGUAAAUCCCCUAGACUGAGCUAUUUUUUUCUGAGGUUGUUUCAGACUUCAGCUCAACAUGUGGGAAAAAAAACAUUCUAUCAAUUACCUAGAGUUACCCCAAAAUAGAAUAGAAUGAGAUAGUACAUUCCCUAUCGAUGGAAGUGUUCAAGUGGAAGGUCAAUGAUCAAAUAUUUGUCAUGGAAUUUUUAGAUGGGAAUUCUUCCCAGGUAGGAGAAUCCCAUUAACCUCAGAGCAGCUGUAGAAGAUCGUAGAUUUCUCCAGAUCAACCAUGACCCAGGACUGAGGUGACCUCUCAGGUCCCAACUCAUUCCAUCUUCUCUCUGCCACAGGAGUGAUACCAAUCUCCAGUCUCUCCUGGCCUGGGCCAGUCCUCAGGGUUCAGGGGCAGAAAUGGCAGUGUUCAGAUACUGGUAGAUCUAGAAAGCUCCUGUCAUCUUCUGCCCUCUACCCCAACAGCAUAGGGUUAUAGAGCAUCUUUCCCUGGGCUCUUCCCCCAACUUUGAAAUGAAUAGCUCCUAGCUCAAAUUGUGGCCAUCACACUUCUCAUUUUCAUCCUUAUUCUAAUGUGAGGGAAAACCAAAAUGUUCCAUGGGAAGUAUCGGGGGAGAGAGAGAGAGAGAAAGGGGGGAGGAGAUUGGGGGAGAAGUGGCCGUCUACUGCCCUAAUUUGGAGACCAAAGAUUAUCAGAGCUGGAAAGGGCCCUUAGAGACCAUGUAGUGUAACCUUCUCAUUUUACAGCUGGAGAAACUGAGGCCCAGAGAGGGGCUGUGCUGUAUACAAGGUCACAGAGUCAGGUCUCCCUCUUUGAUCUUUUCUAUACUAUACUGCCUUUUCACAAGACCAAGUCUCCCUUCUGAGCUCCCAAGAACAGCUAGGAUUAGGGAGUUGUGGUCUCCAGCCUCAUCUCCCCCAGAGGCAGCAUCCCAUUCCUCCCAUCUCCAGUCAGCCUACCUUCUUGGGACAAUGGUUUUUUAGUAGCUGUCACGCACUGUGCUUGUUGUAUAUAUUUUUAAUAUUGUACAUAGUCUGUAAUUUUGAUCAAAUGCACUGUUUCCUCUAAUGUUGGCUUAUUAAAGGAUAUCUGUGCUGCCAACCUUC
Molecule: messenger RNA, 3830 nt
Organism: Phascolarctos cinereus (koala)
Lineage: Eukaryota; Metazoa; Chordata; Mammalia; Diprotodontia; Phascolarctidae
Source: RefSeq, a predicted model, not a curated record